CUAAAACUAGAAAAGAUUCAGUCUUCAAAUUAUUUGGUUGUGCUAUACACAAGAAUACAGAGAGAUACAUGUUCUUGAUUUUUCCAAUAAAUAAUGACAUUACUCAUUUCGCUGCCUGCUUCAGUAUGCAUCUUUCAUGCUCAUGGCCUUCAAACUUCUAACAGAGCAGCAGCAGCAGCUCAGCAUCAAAGGGCCUCGUUUAGUGUCAUGUGUAGUCAUGCAACAACCACAACAAUAAGCAGAAGAUCUGGGAAUUAUGAGCCUCCUACUUGGGAUUACGCUAACAUUCAGUCCAUCAACACUAACAACUAUACAGAUGAUGAGGGAUACGUGAAAAGACGUGAUGAGUUGAAGAAAAAGGUUCAAAAUAUGCUGAAUAAUCAAGAGAUGGAAGAGUUGGAGAAAAUGGAGUUGAUUGAUGAAUUGCAAAGGCUGGGAUUGGCUUACCAUUUUGAGGAUGAAAUAACGGAUGCUUUGAUGAGAAGUAAAGGUUGCAGCCAAAAGGGGAAAGAUAAUCUCUAUUCCACAGCUCUCAAAUUUAGACUGUUCAGGCAAAUGCGAUAUGUACUACGUAUCAUUUUAGUUAUAGGGUACAUUCGAACAAAUGCGAUAUAUGCGUUUGAUGGUUUCUUGGAGGGAAGUGGAGGCAAUUUCAAGACAGACAUUUGCGAAGAUACCAAGGGAUUACUAAACUUAUACGAAGCAUCCUUUCUAUCCAUGGAAGGCGAAACCACGUUGGACUUGGCCAGAGAUUUCUCCACCAAACAUCUCAAACGGGCGGCCGCCGGCAACUUCAGAACCGUCGACCCAAACCUUCGUGUGGCCGUUCAACGGGCACUGGAAAUGCCUUUGCAUUGGAGGGUGCCGAGGCUGGAGGCCAGUGGUAACAUUCAUUUAUACCACGCAAAACCGAACCAUAAUCCCGUCCUUUUGGAAUUAGCUAAACUGGACUUCAACAUUCUUCAAACUCUGCACCAACAUGAAUUGAAAUCCGUUUCAAGGUGGUGGAAGAGUUCAUAUAUUGCAGAAAGAUUGAAUUUCGUGAGAGAUAGAGUGGUAGAAAAUUUCUUUUGGACGGUAGGAAUAUUUAACUACCCCGGGUAUUCAAACGCUAGAAGAAUUGAGGCAAAGCUUAAUUGUCUCCUUUGCACAAUUGAUGAUAUAUACGAUGUUUAUGGGACUUUGGAUGAACUGCAGGUCUUCACGGAUGUCAUUGAAAGAUGGAGUGAUACAACAAACAUCGGGCAUCUUCCUGAGUACAUGAAGCUUAGUUACUUUGCAGUCCACAACUUUGUUAAUGAAGUGGCAUAUGACGUUUGUAAGGAACAAGGCAUUCUUGUAUCCGGUUAUUUAAGAAAAACGUGGAUAGAUCUUUGCAAAGCACACUUGCAAGAAGCAAAGUGGUUCCACAGUGGGUACAAGCCGACAUACAAAGAAUACAUUGAAAAUUCAUGGAUUUCAAUAUCAGGUGCUCUUAUAAUAGUGCAUUCUUUCGUUUGUGUGGACAACCCUUUGGAUGAAGAAGCCUUGCAUCGCCUAUCAGUGCACUAUCAUGACAUUGCUCGUUUCCCAUCUUUAGUUCUCCGCUUAGCAAACGACAAAGGCACAUCACAUCAUGAGAUGAAAAGAGGCGAUACACCAAAGGCUUUGGAAUGUUACAUGAAUAGUGCUGGAGUCUCAAUGAACGAUGCUCAAGAAAAUAUCAAUCUUCAAAUAGAUGAGGCAUGGAAGAAGAUGAAUAAAAUUGGAUUUGAAGAUAAACCCUUCUCCAAAAGAUCCAUUGAAGUUGCAAUGAAUGUUGCUAGAGUUGCUCAAUUCAUGUAUCAAUAUGGAGAUGGGCAUGGGAUCAAGACUUGCGAGACUCAAACUCGUAUGCAGUCUAUACUAUUUGAACCUAUUCCUCUAAAAUAGGCUAGUUCUUCAUGCUUAUCAUAAGUAUGUAGUUACACUUCAAUGGGGCACAUACCCUCAAUGGUUUUCAAUUUAUUUAAUCUUAUAAAGUUGUAAAAAGUGCUACUUAAAUUUUUUCUUUUGUGGUGCCCCAAUAGAUA
Cuscuta europaea is the source of this 2051-nucleotide messenger RNA. The record is from the annotation of a GenBank genome assembly. Lineage: Eukaryota; Viridiplantae; Streptophyta; Magnoliopsida; Solanales; Convolvulaceae.